GCGGCGUGCGUCACACACGCAGCAGAGGGAGCAGUCGGCGAAGCUGCUUUCAAAGCCGGCGUCGAGGGAGCCGGCAGUCAACGAAUCGUGUAGCCGGUGAGCGGCGAGUGUGAGCAGUUGAGGGCUCGGUGCAGUUUUGUCUCGUUCCUGUGUCUGUAGCCGCCGGCGUCGCCACCAUGGCCGUCAACGAGGCUGAGAAGAUUCAGGUGAACGAAAUGGUGAACGACUUCAUGCGUUACCAGCUAAACCGGCGCGGUCUCCAGUGGAAUACGUGCCCGCCAUUGCCGCGACCUUCCAAAGUGGCUCUCGUACUGCGGACGCUGGGGGAUGAAUUCAUCACCAAAUACCGCGAGGAGUUCACUCAGAUGUGUGGCCGACUCGACAUGACUCCCUCCGUAGCCCAGACAGCGUACAUGGACGUCCUGAACGAGCUCUUCAGCGAAGGGAUUACGUGGGCACGCAUCGUGGGUGCCUUCGCAUUCAGUGUAGAGCUGUCGGCGCUCUGCGUCGAGAAGAACUGGUCGGAGCUGGUGGACAGCAUCGCAUCCUGGUUGUCUUCGUACGUCUGUACGAGGCUUCUUCCCUGGAUAAGGGACCACCAAGGAUGGGACGGCCUGGUCGUGUUCAGCGAGGAGCGCGACGACACCGGCGCUGCCGAGUCUCCCUGGCCAAUCUUCAAGAACGUGGUGUGCGGGGUGGCCGUCACGGCGCUCGGUGCCCUCACGCUCGGCGCCUUCCUCACGUCCAAGUCGUAGGUCGCCGCGCAGGCGCCGGACGAUAACCAGCGCCCGGCCCGCCCGCCGCGCUCCCCCGGUAUCUACGCGCCGCGGCUGGCCUGGACACACAAGCUCCACCAGUACACACGCUUCACGUGUACCUGCAGGACAAAAGACGACCAGCCGGCCGGAUUUUUCUACCACUGCGUCGUCCCUGACCGACGGCGUGAUCGCCGAGGAACUCGCCUUCUUCAACACUCGCCAAGCUGUAGCUGUCUCGAGGACACUCUUGGACUUGUCCCGUGCGUCUACCUAUGCCUCGACUCCGGGGUUCAUCUCGCGACUGUGGCGGUGGACGAAGAGUACAGCGGCAGCAGUGUGGUCAAGUGGCGAGUCUUCGGCGGUUCGGACUUUUCGCGUUCCUCGUCGCUGUCGUUGCGCCUCGUUUGUCGCGCAGCUUUUGUCACGGUGGGCCGGUGGCCGACUGUAUGUUGGUGUGGUGCUCGCGGAGACGGCGGUACGGACGUACGGACAAUGAUUAACUCGCUCCGUGGACGAGCGACUCCCUUCUACGAGAGUUCAAACGACGGCGCCGCUUCGUCGUCUCUUAUAUACAGCCCGCCCGCCAGCAGGACUUGCAGAACGAAAUGUGUGAUGGGUGCGGCGCAGCGGUGAAUUCGCCCGCGUGUAAAGCGAGCGCCUACUACAGUGCCGAUGUGUGUGUGUGUCGUUCACCCGAAAGAAAAAAAAAAAUUGUCGGUACGUUUUGCUACAUUUACUUGCGGACUCUCCGUAUAUGCCGAACGCAAUCACCUCCCGAGAUGAGCGUCGCUUACCUGUACGCGUCGCGCUCCGGUCGCGUUCUUUGUCAAUUUUAAAUACAGCAGUGCUAAUUGCGUCGAGUUGCGUGAAAAUGUUCUUGUUAAUUUUACCUGAAUGCUGUGAACUACUUGUGUGAACGUGUUCAGUGUGCGAGAGUCUUGCCUGUAGUUGACUGUUUAUGGUUUUCUUAUUUUCUACGUGCAGUUUCCUUUUUUUUUUUCCCUUUUUGUUCUAAUGCUCUUAUUUGCGCCGGCGGAAUCCAUAUACUGUCAGCAACGCCAGCUAGUCCGACGCUGCCCUUUGAGUAAAAGUGAUUACAGCCGUUGACAAAAAAAAAAAAAAAAGUAACUUUUUGGGCACAUCUUUUAUACGGGGGGGGUCUCUAUUCGCUUAGAAAGCGGAACACAACAGUGCAGCCAGAAGACUUUAAGCAUCCUUUUAUGCGCGCACGUCCUUAAUGUCCAUUUUUUAUAUUCUUAAUGUCGCUUUACAGCGUCAGUGUUACGUCAAUCUUGUCGAUUCAUCAAGCACUGCCAAAAUAUACAGCCGAUUCCCCAAGGAGCGUGCGUUUCAGGACAGUACAGCGUAGGUGUUUUCACCAACAUGCGAAAGUAUUUAAUCCAGUCAAGGUGUUGCAGCCGAACGAUGCGUGGUAUUCAAUGUGUAGAACUGUCUGUGCGCAAUACGUUUGCCCUAGUUCACGGCAUGCGUUGUAGGUGUGUACUCGAUCAGCUGUAAAAGCGUCACGUGUUGAAUUUUUCAACUGGAAAUCAUGGGAAAUGAAUAGGUUAGGCGUGGUUUAAUCAGCCUCUCGCCGUUGCUGGCUAUCGGCUUUGCGUGGAAGGGCACUGGGUGUGCGAGGGGUAACGGGUCUUAACUGCCUUUUCUGCACGAAACCACGCACUUGCAACUUUUAUCGCACGAAUUAUUCGCGUUCCUAAAGCCACGUCUUGAAAGAGUUUCUAUCACUGCUUCCUUCUAGCUAUAGUUCCAACGUUCUACGCGAAGUGUUCUCGUAACGCCCCUAUAGGCAUGAGAGCUGUAGACGAUGUUUAGUUAUAACACAGUCCGGUACGACGAAGGUAGCUCUAUUUCAAUGCUUAAAGCUUUGCUUCAAAUUUUAGCAAUAUCUUCUCAGGUGUCUUCUGUUUUUCGCGGUGUUUUUUCAGGACGAUGUUGCGGUGAAUAUAGCGAAAACGGUGCCAGCACGCGAAGGUCUCGCAAAAUCUCGUAGGAACAGCCAUACGCCACCAAGUAGUUGCAUGUCUGACGCUUUCCUAAUAUGAAUAUUAACUACUUCCGCGGCCGUUUCAGCCCUCCAUGGCUGCGCAGUUCAUGCCGACGGCGCUCGGGGCGUGUUUCUGUUCGGUGUUGCAGUCCUUCGUUAUUAUUUCGUGUACUCGUGACUACGAACGUCCUGAAGCGGUGAUGGAAGAACAAAUUGCGGUCCCUUUUUCUCUUUUUUGUUAUAUAUUUUUUUUUCUUUUUAAGUACUGUCUACCACUUCGAUAAUGCACGAAAGGUAUCUGAUUGCAAACGAGUGUGAGCCGUUACAGAGUAUUAUCUCGCGUUUUUCGUUGGAAGGCCCCCGACUCCCAGGAGUCCUACAUCCCUGCAGUGAAGCGUCAAGUGUUCAAACGUUGACUCCUCUGUGCACGCUCCUGUGAGUCGCCCUCUCGCGGCGAUGCGCAGCACUAUUGCUGUGACCGUGUGAUACAUGAACCUGCUUUGUUUUUUUUUUUCAUAUAUGUAAAUGGUGUAAACGUUACCUACAUUUGCACGAGCUAGGAGUAUUUCACACACGCGCAGGCCCGGUUCGUGCCGUUUUCUCCGGCAGCUUUCUUGUUUUCUAAUCGACAUGUCCAUUGCAGUCGGGUCGAGUAUUCUCCUGGGUCGAGGGCCUUCGUUUUACCUUAGGUUUAUCACAUGUGCAGUGGUAUGCGAUGUUGUAAGUACGCUACGAUUGCGCCGCCGUAUUUAUAAUUUAUCUAAUUCGCGCCGGUUGUGCGUGUCAUCCCCUGUCAACUUUAUAGGAGUAUCUUAUAACGAAUGUUUCUUUAUGGCGAGAGUGAAUGCAGUACCGGACAAAACGAAUGGCGCAAAAUAGCAUCGUUCGGCUUGGUCUGUCUGUGUGCUGUGUGCAAAGUUUUUUUUUUUUCUUCUUUUUCCUGUGCCCAAUUCUCCUAUCGUCAGUCGUGCGGUGCUUCUAGGGAGCCGCGCUUUUGUUCUAAUGGCGGAGCAAGCCGCACAAGUCCCCCUCCUCUCCCCCUACCCCAUCGUAAAGGCGUUUUUGCCUUAAGAAUCUGCACUAAUUGAUGCUUGUGUACGCGAGCAAGUAUCGCUUGUCGAACGCGCGUGUUCUUUUGUAUUCGGCGGCAAGCUUUUAUACAGAGUUACUUUGAAUAUCCGCUCAUCCUGUUCGGUUUUCGUGUUUAUUUAGUGUGACCCGACUUCUUCCCUGUGGUGAUGAAUGUGUUCCUGUGUUCAAACAGCAACAGUUCUGAUUGUUCGCGUUCGUUUACUUGUCGUACUGUACUGUACAUAUCUUGUGCUUUUCUUUUUUUGGAACCUGAAGAGGAUAAAAUUAUUGAGGUACUAAAUAAAAAGCACGUUAUGCUGUA
Messenger RNA from Dermacentor silvarum, 4159 nucleotides. Its product is annotated as apoptosis regulator Bcl-2. Gene Ontology annotation, cellular component: mitochondrial outer membrane. The record is from RefSeq and is a predicted model, not a curated record. Gene Ontology annotation, biological process: negative regulation of intrinsic apoptotic signaling pathway; intrinsic apoptotic signaling pathway in response to DNA damage; extrinsic apoptotic signaling pathway in absence of ligand. The coding region runs from base 177 to 755 and encodes 192 amino acids. Gene Ontology annotation, molecular function: protein heterodimerization activity; protein homodimerization activity. Lineage: Eukaryota; Metazoa; Arthropoda; Arachnida; Ixodida; Ixodidae. The transcript is spliced from 2 exons.